AUGAAACGGAAGGAGGCGUGGCCCGCGCCCCCCCCACCGCGAGCUACGAGCGGAGGGGCGGAGUUUUCGGAGCUGCGCGCGCAGCGCGGGGAACCCAGCCCCGCCCGUGUUUGGGGGCGGGGCGAAGUCUUUUCGGGUGCGCGCGCAGCUUCGCCGGCGGCGGUUGGCUGCGUCCCUCACCGAAUUCCAGUCCCCGGGCCGAACCCGGGAAGCCGCGCUCGCGCCGCUGCCCUGGACCGCCCUGCGCUGCGGACUCCCCCAGCCCGGGGGCCUCGGACCCCAGGGCUCCGGAGGACGGAACCCGGGCUGAACCGAGGUUGCCGCGGGCCCUUCCGGUCCCCGCGGCCAUCUCCCAAAUCUGGCCAGUCUGAUGGGACCAGCGAGCAGUUCCUGAACAUUGAUAUUCAGAAACUGAAGGACAAGAAGGACAUGCUGGACAAGGAGAUCUACCAACUAAUGUCAGAGGGCUGCAGUGUGGAUGAACUGGAUGACCACAUCUCCCAGCUCCAUGAGUAUAAUGACAUCAAGGAUGUAGGGCAGAUGCUGCUCGGACAGCUGGCCAUGAUUCGAGGUGUCACCACCAAAGAGUUGUAUCCAGAAUUUGAUCUGGACAUGAAUGACUGAGCAGUGGCUCCCAGCCUCUUGUCCUCAGCCUACUGGGACAGCAGAUGUGGACAGGAAAAACAAUCAGAGCCCAGCCAGUGCACAUGCAACGUAUCCAGAGAUUUUAAAAUGCUGGAUUCUGUACAAACUUGAACAGAGCCUCAGGGUGGUAGAUAUUGUCAAUUCCAAGGUUCCUGUGGGUCCCGGUGCUGCUUGUUUCUGGACAUGUGCGUGCAUUUCUCCCAUUUUAAAAAUAUUUUUGGCACUUUAGAGGCUUGAACUCAGGUCCUCGUGCUCCCACUUGGAUUUUUCACUCAUGGCAGGUACUCUACCAUUGGAGCUAUGCCUAUAGUUCAGGCUUUUUGCUGAAUAAUUAGAGAUAAGACUCUUAAAUUUGUCUGUCUGGGCUGGCUCUGGACUAUGUUCAUUAUGUAACAUUUCCUAAUAAAAAUGUGUAAUCUUGGUAUGAAUCUC
Perognathus longimembris pacificus (Pacific pocket mouse) is the source of this 1077-nucleotide messenger RNA. It is a transcript of the gene Swi5, whose product is annotated as SWI5 homologous recombination repair protein. Gene Ontology annotation, cellular component: Swi5-Sfr1 complex; Swi5-Swi2 complex. NCBI's taxonomy places the organism in Eukaryota, Metazoa, Chordata, Mammalia, Rodentia, Heteromyidae. Gene Ontology annotation, biological process: double-strand break repair via homologous recombination. Bases 1 to 624 code for a protein of 207 amino acids. The transcript has 5 exons. The record is from RefSeq and is a predicted model, not a curated record.